UGUUCGCCGCAAAUUUAGUUUCGUAAUUAUUUAAUCGUAUCAAAUAUUGGUUCUUUUCUACUUUAAUCAUGUCAUAAACCGGCGAGCUGUAUUCAAAAACUUAAAAACGUGACAAUUAUUGAAACCGAAAAGCAAAAAAAAGUGCACUUAAAACUUUUCAAUGCAAUCCAAAAGUACAAAAAAAAAAUAAAUUAACCACAAAAGUCUUGCCAUUUGAAUAAGUUUUAAAAGAAAAAAUCUGUAAUUAUUUCUUAAGAAAUAUGAACAAAAAUUAAAGAAAUCGUGUCUGACGUCAAAUUUGAGAUUAAAUUAAGCAAGACAAGACAUUUGUUAUCGCUGUUUUUUCGCACUUGUUAUAAAAUAAAAUUUUAUUGUUCAGCUGUUGAACCAUAAACAUAUUAAAAAAUAAAGCAAUGGCGGGACCUCCAGCAUCCGAAACAAGACAACGACUGAGGAGAGCUCAAUCUGUGACGCGUGCCGAAGAAAUUACCAAAGACAAGAAGAAAAUCCGGAGAUCGCAGCCAGAUAAACCUUGCCAUCAGCCGCGCGACUCGCUGUUCUCAUGGAGCUCAAAUUUCAACAAUUUCACCGGGCUGGUCAAUUGGGGCUUUUUGCUCCUCACAAUUGGCGGAUUUCGGUUGCUGCUCGAGAAUUUCAUCAAGUACGGCAUUAGGAUAGAUCCGAUGCAGUGGAUUAUUGUCUUGACUGGCGAAGGAGAAGGCGAGGGAUAUCCUUCGUUAAUUCUUUUGGCAUACACUUUGGUACCGAUUUUGCUGUGUUUACUCGUGGAAAAAGGUCUUUCUGUGGAGAUAAUUGCCGAGCGCGUUGGCAUGACAGUUCACAUCGUUAACAUUCUCGUGCUCGUACUGAUACCGAUGGUGGUCAUUCAUGUCAGAGGCACGGCAUUCAGCUUAAUUGGCGCAACGACAGUUUGCUUCUCGUACUGCGUGCUGUUCAUGAAGUUGUGGAGUUAUGUGCAGGUUAAUAUGUGGUGCCGAAACUUGCAUAACCGCGAUUCGAGCAAAAAUGGGAAAAGGCGCCGGAGUAUCUCGAUUGCACAAUUACAACGCGAAGACCGUGAAUCCGCAGAUGCUCCAAAUUCAAAAUACGACAAGAGCGAACUCUCAAAGGGACUCGUAAAAUAUCCAGACAACUUACAUUUGAAAGAUCUCUGCUACUUCAUGUGUGCCCCCACACUUUGUUAUGAACUCAACUUUCCACGUACCGAACGCAUUAGAAAGCGAUUUUUGAUCAAAAGACUCUUGGAGGUGAUUAUCGGAGUGAAUAUCGUCAUGGCUUUGUUUCAACAAUGGAUGAUUCCGUCGGUCAAAAACUCGUUAGUGCCUUUUUCGAGCAUGAACGCUGCCAAAAUGUUAGAAAGAUUGUUAAAAUUAGCGAUUCCGAACCAUUUAAUGUGGCUGUGCUUCUUCUACUUAAACUUCCAUUCGUUCUACAACCUCGUCGGGGAGUUAAUGUACUUUGCGGAUCGUAAUUUUUAUUGUGACUGGUGGAAUUCGAACAAUAUCGACACUUUUUGGCGUACAUGGAAUAUGCCAGUGCAUCGUUGGUGCGUUCGUCACUUGUACAUCCCAAUUACCGAACUCGGAUACUCCAAAACCACCGCUUCGAUGAUCGUCUUCUUCAUCAGUGCCUUUUUCCACGAAUAUCUCGUCAGUGUACCACUAAAAACGUUCAAAGUUUGGGCAUUUAUGGGCAUGAUGGCUCAACUUCCGCUGUCCUUCAUCUCGAAAUUCAUGGAAAAACACUUUGGGGAGCGACUUGGUAACACUAUCGUUUGGGCUUCGAUCAUCCUGGGGCAACCACUUUGCAUUAUGAUGUACUACCAUGACUACGUGGUCACGAAUUACGGCGAUAUUUUGGUCGAUGGCACGUUGGAAUAACAAAAAACUGUGGAUUUUUCUGUACGAUUAUUGUUUAUUGUUAUAGAUUGUAAAAAAAAUGAACAAAAAAAAUAUUUUCUAAUAUUAAAUUUUGUAUCAA
Culicoides brevitarsis is the source of this 2001-nucleotide messenger RNA. RefSeq names its product diacylglycerol O-acyltransferase 1 (gene mdy). NCBI's taxonomy places the organism in Eukaryota, Metazoa, Arthropoda, Insecta, Diptera, Ceratopogonidae. The record is from RefSeq and is a predicted model, not a curated record. Gene Ontology annotation, cellular component: endoplasmic reticulum membrane. Gene Ontology annotation, molecular function: diacylglycerol O-acyltransferase activity. Bases 414 to 1901 code for a protein of 495 amino acids. The transcript is spliced from 8 exons. Gene Ontology annotation, biological process: triglyceride biosynthetic process.